Musca domestica (house fly) is the source of this 1435-nucleotide messenger RNA. RefSeq lists its product as uncharacterized. The transcript is spliced from 2 exons. The coding region runs from base 240 to 1133 and encodes 297 amino acids. The record is from RefSeq and is a predicted model, not a curated record. NCBI's taxonomy places the organism in Eukaryota, Metazoa, Arthropoda, Insecta, Diptera, Muscidae.
UUCCAUUCUUUUUUUUUCCUAUACAUCCUGAAAUCCAUCUGGGAGAAAUAUUGUUUUUCCACCAAUAUUUCUUUGGUUCGGUUUCUAAGCGCCUUCAUUUUCUACAGGAAAAUUACCGACGAAUCCCUGGUAUUUUCAUUUGGUCCUCACGAUCCGGAUAAGCUUAAGCCGAAAUUUCUGUUCCAGUUUGGAUUAACAACUUUACUUAUAUUUCCUUUUUCAUCAAACUUGAGAACACAAUGUCCAACAGAUCGCCAUCCCGUGCACGAUCAGUAAUUCGUUCCAGCGUGGAGAAGCAGCGUCCGGCAUAUUCUUGCCAUGUAUGUAAAAGUCGCCAUCCGUUACGCCUCUGCAGAAAAUUUCUCGGAAUGAGCAUCUCGGGUCGUGUCAGCGCUGUCGAGAAAUACAAAUACUGCAGGAACUGUCUUGCACAUGAACAUUCUCACGGCAGUUGCUUCUCAUCGCAGGGUUGCAAGAAGUGCCACAAGCGGCACCAUACGUUGCUCCACUCGUCGGCUGAACGUACCCAACGUCAGCGACGCCCUCAAACCGAAGAUCGCUCCCAACCCGAAGGUCGUUCCCAAUCCGAAGGCCGUUCUUGCCCCGAAGUUACGCCAUCGACUUCCCGAAGCAUUUCCCACCAGACGCUCUCCUCGUUUAUGCGCCAAAACACUGUCGUCUUAGUUCCCACAAUAGUCGUAUAUAUAUCGGAUGGAAAGAUACAAUCGACAGCGAGAUGCCUCCUAGAUUCUGGAUCUACUAUCAGCAGAAUAUCGAAGCGGUUUACCGACUCUAUAAAGCUGACCACGCUCACUUUGGACCCAGAGUCAUUAUGUCCUUUGACUUUAACUUCGAGGUUCGAUGCCGAGCGGCAUAUCGACGUCAUGCUAAGAGUGAAUAGUCGCAUGAACCUCAAAACGCCUUCUAAAAAUCUGCCCGCCGACGUCAAGGAGAAUUUUAUCAACUUAUGUUUGGCAGAUUCAAACUUCUUUGAGCGAUCCACAGUCGACAUUAUCAUUGGUGCCGACAUCUAUACAAAGAUAGUUUUCGACGGUUCGAUCACGAGGCCCGGACUGCCAACAGCCCUCAACACCAUAUUUGGCUGGGCAAUUUAUGGACCACAUUUGUUCUAGCCGAUAUUUCUGUCCUGAAGUAAAAAUUUGUUGAUAACAUAAAAUAUUUUGUUCUAUUCUGAAGUAAAGUAAUGAAUUCCGAUGAAAAUUUUGCACUAUUUUGUAUUUAUUUUUAUUCUUGCGAACGAAACACAAACUUUCCUUUUCAGCUACCAUUCAGAUUACGUUGUAAUCCGGAAAAGUACACACGACAUGAACUUGUCCUCAUUUCUUUCAUUGCAGUGUAACUGCAAGGUGGGCGGCGAUGUUAAUGUCAAUACCGUGGGUGAAAGGAAAAUAUCCUAACUUCUGGCAUCUCAGGU